UAAUCUUCGAUAUAAUUUUUUUGUGUGUGUAGUAUAUAUAUUUAAUAAAUAUUUGCGUAAGGCGUGGUUUUACCUGUAUGAACGGGCCUUUAUUAUAGAUACACAGAUGAGACUGCAUCCGUGUUCUAACUGGUUUUGAAAAUGGGCCGUAUUAUAAUGUAGUAUUAUUGCUGGACUCAGUUGUUUAUCGACUAUCAACGGAGAAGGAUUUUAUUCUUUGACUCUUACUAAUUUCUUCAUAAAAGCAUAUGUUUUUUACACAGUGGACACUUUAAAAUAGUGCGAACAAUUUUAGACUAUAUUUUUUUAAAUAUAAAUUUUAUUGUACAAAAAGUUAAAUCGAAAAAUCAAUAAGAAGUAACAUCGUGCUGACAAGAUUUUUUACUUAUUUACUCGAAAAUCAUAGUGCAUCGACUAUUAGAAUAAUGUUGUGCAAAAAUGUUGGCUUCUCGUAUUAUUUUACAAGAAACUUUCGUAGAAACUUUCACGUAACUAUCAAUCCUCUUCGCAAGAUGAUCAAAGAAACUGGUAAUGUCAAAUCUGUCAAUACCGGAAAUAUAAUUAAACCUCCACGGAUACUAAUAACAGGUGGUCUCGGACAAUUGGGUACGGAAUGCGCGAAAUUACUUCGUCGAAAUUACGGCAAUGAGAAUGUCAUAUUGUCAGACAUUAUUAAACCAUCGGAGGAGAACUUGGAGAACGGUCCCUUCAUCUUCGCCGACAUCCUCGACUUUAAGGGUCUACAGAAGAUCGUUGUGGACUAUAGAAUCGAUUGGCUCAUCCACUUCAGUGCUCUACUUAGCGCUGUUGGUGAACAAAACGUACCGUUAGCCGUCAGAGUCAACAUCGAAGGAAUGCACAAUGUCAUCGAGUUGGCGAAGCAAUAUAAAUUGAGGAUCUUCAUACCGUCGACAAUUGGAGCAUUCGGUCCCGACUCGCCGAGGAAUCCUACCCCGAAUGUCACGGUGCAACGACCCCGUACGAUCUAUGGUGUUAGCAAGGUUCAUGCCGAACUUUUAGGAGAGUAUUACCAUCAUCGAUUUGGUCUCGAUUUCCGGUGUCUUCGAUUCCCCGGUGUAAUUAGCAGCGAUCCACCUGGCGGCGGUACCACUGAUUACGCCGUAGCGGUAUUUCACGAGGGACUGUUAAACAAAAGAUACGAGUGCUACUUAGAGCCUCACACGAGACUGCCGAUGAUAUACAUCGAAGAUUGUCUAUCGGCACUUUUUCAGUUUUUAAAUACACCUGACAAAUUGCUGCGUAGACGAGUUUACAACGUCACAGCCAUGAGUUUCACCCCCGAGGAGCUGUUUAAUGAACUCCUUAAGUAUAUACCGGAUUUGAAAAUUACUUAUAAACCUGACAAACGACAACAUAUUGCGGAAAGCUGGCCGCAAGUUUUUGACGAUAGCGAAGCACGCCGGGAUUGGGGAUGGAAACACAAAUAUGAUCUACAGAGGCUGGUGGAAUUAAUGGUGCAGGAUGUUAGCACGAAUUUUCUACCGAAACAUCGAUUGAAAGAGGUCAACAGCUAUGUAUAAUUGCAUAAAAAAUGUAUACAUAUUGACUUCUUUCAAUUGAUAUACGCCUUGUGAGCUUCUCUAUUAUGAAUUUAAUACAUGUGGCUUCAUCAAAGUUCUUCAAUGGUUCGAAAGAAACAACUCAUGAAAAAAUCGCUAGUUAAUAUAAUUAUGUUAAAAUA
Messenger RNA from Monomorium pharaonis (pharaoh ant), 1702 nucleotides. RefSeq names its product L-threonine 3-dehydrogenase, mitochondrial (gene Tdh). Bases 426 to 1541 code for a protein of 371 amino acids. Gene Ontology annotation, molecular function: L-threonine 3-dehydrogenase activity. Lineage: Eukaryota; Metazoa; Arthropoda; Insecta; Hymenoptera; Formicidae. The record is from RefSeq and is a predicted model, not a curated record. The transcript is spliced from 5 exons. Gene Ontology annotation, biological process: L-threonine catabolic process.